AUGAAGGGCUGGACAAAAUCUGUGGGGCAGAGUAAUGCACACAAUAGCACAGUGAACUAUUAUGGAAUCUGGACAAGAUUUAGGAAAAGGGCUUACAGGUCAUCUGCCAAAAUGACAAACUUGGGGCGGAUAAUGGAUACUUAUGGGCCAAAACUUCUAGGACACUCAUAUUGUGAUCCCAUUACAAGUUAUGACAAGUUUCAUCAGUUCUCAGUCCAUCAUCCAGAGAUUUAUUGGUCCAUUGUUUUAAGAGAACUUUCACUCACAUUUCAUAGAGGUCCAGAGCGUAUUCUCAAUACUGGAGACAGCUCAAGGCACAGGGGCAUUUGGUUGCAAGGUUCUCUCCUGAAUAUUGCUGAGUGCUGUCUCUUGCCCAUGGAAAAUCUGAACAAGCAUGAUGAUAAUGUAGCUGUUGUUUGGAGAGACGAGGGUCUUGAUGACUUCCCCAUUAAUCAUAUGACUUUGAGAGAACUGCGAGGUCAAGCAAUGAGUGUGGCAAAUUCACUCGAUGCCAUAUUCUCCAAGGGUGAUGCAAUUGCCAUAGACAUGCCAAUGACAGUAAAUGCAGUUGUCAUAUACCUUGCAAUUGUUCUAGCGGGAUUUGUUGUUGUCCAUGGCAGACAGUUUUGCAGCAAAGGAAAUUGCAACACGCCUGCAUGUGUCUAAAGCAAAGGGCAUCUUCA
Molecule: messenger RNA, 683 nt
Organism: Amborella trichopoda
Lineage: Eukaryota; Viridiplantae; Streptophyta; Magnoliopsida; Amborellales; Amborellaceae
Source: RefSeq, a predicted model, not a curated record